AUGGGUUUCCUCACGUUUGGUUUUUUGGGUCUUCUGACUGCAGCUUUUGUCACUGAAACUCCAAUGUUUGUCUUUUUCACUGCGGCAUACCCGUUCCUCUACUUGGGAAACCUGUUCGUUCGACAUAAGCGUUUAGCCUCGGCUCAACCAUGGCCUGUCAAUGAAAAAAUAGUAUUAAUCACUGGCGCAUCUAGUGGAAUUGGUCAAUCUUUAGCUCACGUGUUUGCUAAACGGGGUGCGACACUCAUACUUUGUGCCCGUCGAGAAGAUAUGUUAUCAAGUGUCGCCAAUGAAUGCCGUGAACUCAAUUCUUCUGUUAAAGUCUUGACCGUCAAAUGUGAUGUGACCGAUGAAUCCGAUGUAGCUCGUCUAGUGGAGACCAUUGAAACCACCUACGGUCGAUUGGAUUGUUUAGCGCUGAACGCAGGGGUUUCAAUGGGAGAAGAUUUUGCAGAAUUAAAAGACUAUAGUGUGAUUAAGAAGGUUAUGGACGUUAAUUACUAUGGAUGCACCAAUGUUACGUACAAAGCGUUGCCACUGUUGAAGAAGAAUAAGAAAUCAAGAAUUUUAGUGACUAACUCGAUCAGCGGAAUAUUGGCAUUGCCAAGCCGAUCUGGGUACGCGGCCGCAAAGUUUGCAGUCCGUGGAUUCUUUGAUAGUUUGCAAGCGGAACUUUGGAAAGACGAAAUCUUUAUUACAUUGGCUUAUCCGGGUCCCGUUAAAACUGAGAUCAACAAAAAUCGACUAGGCGAUGAUCCGAAGCAAUUGGAUUUUACCAAUGCGAUUACAUCCGAAGAAUGUGCUCAAGAAUUGGUAGAAGGCGUUCUUCGGGGUGAUAAGGAGGUCAUAUUUACAAGAAAUGGAAAACUUGGUAGACUGAUGGAAGGUGUGUUUCCGGAUUUGACAGCGUAUUUGGUAGACAGAAAUGCAAGAAAACAUCUGAACAAAUAA
This is a messenger RNA of Acaulospora morrowiae, 951 nucleotides long. NCBI's taxonomy places the organism in Eukaryota, Fungi, Glomeromycota, Glomeromycetes, Diversisporales, Acaulosporaceae. The record is from the annotation of a GenBank genome assembly.